Protopolystoma xenopodis is the source of this 2532-nucleotide messenger RNA. The record is from the annotation of a GenBank genome assembly. Lineage: Eukaryota; Metazoa; Platyhelminthes; Monogenea; Polystomatidea; Polystomatidae.
AUGGAUUCCACUGCAAGGCUGCGUUUCAAAAACCGAGAAACAACUCUCGAUACGGAGCGCCAAUGUAAAGAUUUAGCUGACGCCGGGGAGGAGAUUGCUGGACCUUCAGUUUCUCGGCAAGGUCCGAGGGAGUCAUACACCGGGCAUGGCAGUCUACUCGUCAGUAGUGCUGAGGUUGAUUUUGAACACUCGCAACAAGAAAAGGUUUCUCAUAAUUUCGAUCCAACGCACAAAGAAAUAGAUAUAUACCCUGUUAAAAAGUGUAAUGUUUCGCCCAAAUCAGGUAUACCUGUAACGACAGCUCUGGCCAAAAGUCAACGAAAAAGCACGACUUCCGGGACUGCAAUAAAAAGUCAGUGCUCCACGUCACCACAUGAGGUAUCUGGUGGAUUGCGUAGGCAUCUUUCCUGCAGCGCAGCAGCACAAUCCGAACUAGGCAUGCCUUUUCAGACGACUAGCAAAAUAAGUACUUACAAUAAGAGGCUCUCAGAAGCUGCUUCAUUACUAGACCAUGAGCUAGAUAGAACCAAUUCAAAAGAAAACUUGAAGGAUACUUUUGGCCAACCAAUAGAAUUGGCUAUUCCAUCACCUGGCCAACCUUGCGAAUUCCUCUGGUCUGAAAAUGAUGUAACUACUUGUGCCAAAAACUCAAAUAAUAGCGUCCAAAUGCUGAGUGGUGUCAAUCAAAAUCUCUGGCCUCCAUCUCAUUUGAAUAGGUCUCAGAUAUCUGGGUCUGUCUCGCCGCUUGAUUUUGCUUCGGGCUUAAAUCAAAACGUUCACACGACACCUGUACCACUAAUCUGUCCACUGACCAGUAGCAUGAGUUGCAGUGGAAGCGGUUAUGAUCUACCCACUACACUAAUCGGUCGUCCAAGCUAUGGCUUUGAUCAACCAGUCUCUUCUGCCUUCCGACUGAAAGAGGCCCGACGCUCAAGCCACUCUUUAGACCUCGCAACAGCAGCACAUUGCAAUGAAUUUCUUCCCUCCUUGUCGCAGCAACAAUUGCCCUCUUUGAAGCAGAAUACGCAAGGUCAGGCCAAAUCAGGAGCAUCAUCAUUUGGUCCUGCAAGCCAGUUGGCACUGCCAAUAUACCAUCCACUCUAUUAUCAUCCAAUUAACGCCUACCACCGUCUUAGUCCGACCCAUCAUCAUUACCACCACAAACACAUACUGGAAUUGUACAAUGAUCCGCUAGAAGCAGAAUUUGCCAAAGCAACAGCGGCUGCUGUACUUGCAGCCAGUGAAUCAAGGCCAAGACAAACCAUUACUGAGGUCCCAAUAGAGCUAUACGCUCAUGCCCAGAGAUCGCGGUAUCCAAUAGCGGGGAGUAAAAGCAGCGGUGUUAUGGGGUCUAGAUCCCGACAAACUCGUGAAAAGCAAAUGCACAGCUCAGAUCAAACACUAACUGUUGGAGCGGCUGCGGCAAAUGCUGAAGUCUUAGCAGUUGGCCCUCAGCUCUGCGGCAUUGAUCAACGCGCUCGAACAUUAGCCUGCAACAUUUACUCUACUCCGGUUGCCUUGAGUACCACAACAAAUGUUCUCAGCACUUCCGGUGUCAUAAGUGGAAUUGGAUGCAGCAAAGGGAUUGAGGCCAAUCCUCGAUCAAGUAGUCCGGUAGCCUAUUUUUCUCAGGAUGUCAAAAAGCCAAGCAACGGCCGUCAAAUAGGCAAGACAGGGGAGUCUUACUCUAUAGUUGGUCCAACAUUAUCUACUAGUUUAGUCGAGGUUUCAUCCUGUAGGAGCAACUAUCCACAACAUUUACUACUGAAGCGUGAAACCAGCAUACAGGCUGGUGGAUAUAUGCCCCUCCGAGCCAGCUCAUUUAGCGGCACCAUUGAUCAUGAUCAAUUCUUUGUCCCGGAAGAUCUUCCUCCGAACGAGUUGACCAGAGAAUACAGCCAACCACUGCAGGAAUUUGACAGACGCAGCACCAGAUCGCUUCAUUUAGUUGGAAUGGGAGGAGGACAAUCUCAAAUAGCUUCCAGUGGUGCAGCGACAUUUCCAAAUGUGACAGUGCCUCAGGUGCAGCAACUUCCAGGCACAUCGACUGUUGUCUCAACAACCACGCAGACUUCGUCUAGCUGGAAUAAGUAUUCUCGGCAUCAGCACUGCUUUGAGACACAAUCCAACAUCGGCACAAUCGUUAUGGCAUGCACGAGUUCGCAACAACCAUCAAUAAUUACAGGAAGUACCGGGACUCGUAAACAAGUUGGUGGACGUCUCCUAGCCAGAGCUGCCUCUUGGCGACAGUCGCACUCAUUCCAAAAACUUGCGGUAUCAUUGAACUUUCGCGGUUGCGAAUCCAGUUCAACAGGCGAGUUCAGCUCGCCAGCAAUAUCGGUUGGCUCACGUAAAAUACCGGAAAUACCUACAGAUCUAAGUUCUACUCGUACAUCAUGUAGUCUAGCUGAAAUGAAUACAUGGGCGCUUCUAGGUUCAGGCCGUAAAGCUGAGCUGGGAUGGAACAUGCGUAGGCGUAAAGGCAAUUUUCGAACGUUGGCACAAACCAACAAGACUGCGGCAGGUGGUGAG